This is a messenger RNA of Epithele typhae, 1452 nucleotides long. Its product is annotated as RNI-like protein. The transcript has 5 exons. NCBI's taxonomy places the organism in Eukaryota, Fungi, Basidiomycota, Agaricomycetes, Polyporales, Epitheliaceae. The record is from RefSeq and is a predicted model, not a curated record. Gene Ontology annotation, molecular function: protein binding. Bases 1 to 1452 code for a protein of 483 amino acids.
AUGAGCGAUCUCUCUGCUUUCUCCUCUUCCAAGUAUGACUGGGAGCGCAAUCCCCGGCCACAUGCGCCGCCUGCUAUCACAAUCCCUCCAGUCGACGUUCCCAUCCAGUCCUCUCAUUUCUCUCCAGAGUCGCUUCACUCUCCCACUGCUUCACGCUCAUCAUCACAUCCUCCUACUCACCCUCCUUUUCACCCUCGUCACACUCGCUCGCAGUCCGCCUGGACGAAUACCGCCACCGUCAACUCCGUUUCACGGGAUCCCGAACUCGGCAAGACCUCCCCUCUGCACACACCCCACCUCCGCGACCGCUUCACCAAGAUGUUCUUCGACCUUAGGGUUCCAUCACAAGCCCCUGGACCUAAGGAGCAGUGGCCCCCCAUGCGCCAACCGCAUCUCCAGUCGUGGCCACCGCUCGAGAUCGAGAAACGAAGAUUCUGCCAUCACUGCCAGUCACACGACGACCGCAGGAGACGGCACAGGUUGUCGUCGCGGGGUUCAUCCAUCGCGCAGUCUACCGACCCCAACGCGCUUUCCGCCGACGCACAGCAGUGCUUGUCGCAGUUCACUCUCAAUGCGCCCACCGACCCGGACUCCUACCCUUGCUCAACAUGCUUGUCGACGCUCCAAACCGUACCUGCAAAUUUUACGUCGAGCAAUUCCCAAGACGGCCAGAACAUCAUGAACGCCAUCCAGUUCUGCGCGCUCAGGAGCGUCUUCGACAAUGCGAGUGGAGACGGGCAGACUGGGCUGUCGAACGGCGGGUGGGCCAAGGACGUACGCUUCUGCUCCUGGUCUGGGGUGCGGUGCGAUGGGUUUGGAAGGGUUUCUUCAAUACAACUCUCCUUCCCUGCCGUACCUGCGAAGAUCCCGGAUGAGCUCUCGGUUCUGACAGGAUUGACUAGCCUGCAAAUCGCCGGCGACUCCAACAUUCCAGCCGGCGAUUUCCCCGCUUCUUUCAAGUCACUAUCCUCGUUCGCAUCGUUAACCCUCGAAUCCACCGCGGUUGCCUCCAUCCCUUCGGGCUCAUUAUCGAAUCUGAGCACCCUUACACUGGUCAAGAACGCUCAGAUGGUUAUCAACAGCCAACAGCUGGCGACCAACCCCAUGCCUGCUCUGCUUUCGAGCUCAGCUGCACGGACGCUUCAAACUCUCGACCUCUCGUCCACCGGUCUGAGCGGCGCCCUCCCUGACGACCUCUCAGGCUUCAGCGCCCUCGUUGAGCUCCACCUGGACAACAACGCGCUUUCCGGCGCGCCGCCGUCCAAGUUCCCGUCCACACUGCAGGCCCUCACGCUCACGAACAACACGCAGCUCUCGGGCGCGGUCGCCACUGGCUCGUCGUUCUGCGCUCUCUCUGGCUUGCAGACGUGCGACGUGCGGAGCACCGGGUUGAGCGCGCAGGGCGCGUGCGGUCCGUGCACCUUUUCCACUGCUACCGUUGCGUUGACAUAG